CAACAGGUUACUCCUAAGAGAAUGGCUGCCAGAUCUUAGCCCUGCUCCCCGCUACCCAUUGCUUAGCAACUGCUGCCUGAGGUAAGCGGGAGAGCCGGUUUCCAGGGGCAAUGAGUACAUUUUUACAUCAUAAAUAGCUGUUUGGAUACAUCACCACACACCUCACAGCACGCCCUAGCUGUUUGCCAGGGCUCGGUUCAGGAGCAAAAACAGCUUCAGGCGCCAGAUGACUGCAGGAAACUGAAUCCCUAAAAAUGGCCCUAGGACUGAAAGAGCAAAUUACAGCACCCCUUAUCUAUGCUGUUUCCAUUGCUGCCAUUGGAUCUCUCCAGUUUGGGUACAACACUGGUGUCAUCAAUGCUCCUGAGAAGAUCAUCCAGAGGUUCUUCAACAAAACCUUGUCAGAACGGAGUGGGCAGGUUGUCUCCUCAGAGCUCCUUACCUCUCUGUGGUCCCUUUCUGUGGCCAUCUUCUCAGUAGGUGGUAUGAUUGGCUCCUUCUCAGUCAGCCUGUUUGUCAACAGAUUUGGCAGGAGGAACUCCAUGCUGCUGGUGAAUGUCUUGGCCUUUGCUGGUGGCACUCUCAUGGCCUUCUCUAAGAUGGCAAAGUCAGUGGAGAUGCUGAUUAUUGGCCGUUUUGUUAUUGGCCUAUUCUGUGGUCUCUGCACUGGCUUUGUGCCCAUGUACAUCAGUGAGGUCUCUCCCACCAGCGUCCGUGGAGCUUUUGGCACCCUCAACCAGCUGGGCAUUGUUGUGGGCAUCCUGGUGGCCCAGAUCUUUGGUCUGGAGGCCAUCAUGGGAACUGAGAUACUUUGGCCACUGCUUUUGGGGUUCACCAUCUUUCCAGCAGUCCUGCAGUGCGUGGCUCUGUUUUUCUGCCCUGAGAGCCCCCGUUUCCUAUUGAUCAAUAAGAUGGAGGAGGACAAAGCACAAGCAGUUCUCCAGAAGCUCCGUGGUACACAGGAUGUGUCUCAAGACAUCCUGGAGAUGAAAGAAGAGAGUGCUAAAAUGUCCCAGGAGAAGCAAGUAACUGUGCCAGAGCUCUUCCGUUCUCCAAGCUACCGUCAAGCCAUUAUCAUCGCCAUCAUGCUGCAGCUGUCCCAGCAACUCUCGGGCAUCAAUGCUGUAUUCUAUUAUUCUACAGGGAUUUUUGAAAGAGCAGGGAUCACACAGCCUGUGUAUGCCACCAUUGGAGCUGGUGUGGUAAACACUGUCUUCACUGUUGUGUCGCUGUUCCUGGUGGAGCGUGCAGGGCGCAGGACCCUCCAUUUAGCCGGUUUGGGUGGCAUGGCUGUGUGUGCUGUUUUUAUGACCAUCGCUUUAGCUCUGAAGGACACUGUGGGGUGGAUCAGAUACAUCAGCAUUAUUGCCACUUUUGGCUUCGUGGCUCUUUUUGAGAUUGGCCCUGGCCCUAUCCCCUGGUUCAUCGUGGCAGAACUCUUCAGCCAGGGACCACGGCCUGCAGCCAUGGCAGUGGCUGGUUGUUCCAACUGGACCUCUAAUUUCUUGGUGGGGAUGCUCUUCCCCUAUGCAGAGAAACUAUGUGGCUCUUAUGUCUUCCUCAUCUUCCUUGUUUUCCUGGUCAUCUUCUUUGUCUUCACAUUCUUCAAAGUGCCAGAAACCAAGGGCAGGACUUUUGAAGACAUAGCCAGGGGCUUUGAAGGACGAGCAGAAGCCAGCCCCACUUCACCUGUAGAGAAGAACCCCAUGGUGGAGCUGAACAGCAUACAACCUGACAAAGAAGUUGCCUAAGAUUCAUUACACACUCCUUCUUUGACUCUUAACAUGCUUAAAGAGUCAUUAAAAGAAAAGAGAAAGAAAACUAUGAGAAAGAACUGGGACUUUUUUUCCCCUCCCCUCAAUUGCUGCUGUUUUUUCUUUGCACCCACAUACUCCCUAUUCUGCCAGGCUUACCAACCUUAAGCAAAUCUGAUAUGGGUGAUGUUCAGGUACUGGAAGGCACCUGGCACUUGCAAAAAUAAUCUCAUCUUCUCUGUUACAAACAUCAAGACAACAGACAAAAAGCUGGCACUAUUUUUGCGUUUCUCACCUGUAAUUGCUAUUUGGGGUUAACAUACUUAUGCACGCAGUGAGCGUUACAUAUUUGAAUCUAAUUACUAUUUUUGUAGUGAGUUGAAGUGGCCCACCAAACAAGUCCCCAGCCCUUUUAGUCUACUCUGUGUAUGUGCAGUGUUACACUGGAAUUUAACAAGCCUACCAAAAAGCCAUCUCCUUGCUUUUUUCUAUCCAGUGUGCACUUUUUUUCAGCCUCAGGAAAAAGGGGACCAAGUUACAUGCAUAUUUUUCCCUGCUAUUUUAUUUUUUUGUAUAGACAGACUGAAAGCAUUCUUUUACUUUUUAUUUAUUUGUAUGUCACUUUGUAAAUAUUUAUUUUUUUAAUGGUGUACAAAAAUGUACAGAUAAUGAAAUUGAAGAUGUUUAAGAGUAAUAGCUAUUCUAACAAAAGAUGCUGUGGACUUGAGGUGCAAUAAGACUGUGAAGGAGAAAUCUACUAAACAGGAGGUUGGGUAUUGUGGAUAGUAUGUACAGCAGAACCAGUCUUGCACAUCACCUUUAAGUUUUUUGUGCCCUCGGGAAAGAAAAGCAAGUAAUUGUCUACUUGUGAGAAGAGGUAUGUUUGACUGCCCACCAAAAUAUCUGUUAUUUGGGAUGUUUUGGGAGGCAAUUUUAAAUAUAAUUGCCAAGUAUUGUUUGGAAAGUGUGGUACUGCAGUGAAUGGUUGUUUAUAUUUUCAGUCAUGGUUAAGCAUUGUAUGGGAUGAUUGAGGGUUGUGAUUGCAAACCAGAAGGUAACUUUUCCUGCCUUCUCUUCUCUGCUCUGCUGUAGGUUAGAAAGUCUGAAAUUUUCAGAUCACUACUUAAAGAUAUGUGAGGAUAAAAAUUGUUUUCCAAAGAUAUGUUUUUCUUAGCAAUUGUUUGUAUAAAUAUUGGACAGAGGCAUGUAGCCUAACCCUUCUGGACAAAGGCCUGGUCAGUUAUGGCAUGUGUAAGGUCAUAAAGGUUGCAAUGCAGGACUAGGGACCAGAGCUACUGGAACUGGCCAGCUUAGUGUGAAAGGUCUGUAGUGCUCAGUCCACUGGUUGGUUGUAGGCCAGAUGUUUUUGCACCAUGUAUCCUCUCUGGAAGAUUUGCAUGAUGUUGUGAUGCUCACCAGUGUGCAGCAUGCUGCGUAGAUGUGUACAGGUCUGUAAUACUGCCUCUGUUAAAAGGGACAUGGCAGACAGUAAUUGUACAUCAGUAAAUACUGGUCUCCCAGCUCAUCGUACUGUUAGGCAAUCGAGUAUGCAUACAUCUACUCUUGCUGCCAAGCUAGCACAGUUCAGUUGAAGAAGGCAAAAUAUAGCACAUAUGGUAUAACUAGCAAUCAAGGGUUGGGAGCUUUGCUUCACUGACUGCAAUACUCUGUCAAGAGAUACUCCAGGCCAUUGUCUAUCUAGUUCUGCACAAACCAUCUAAAGGUAGCACAGAAGCAGGUCCGAUUUAAACUCCUGCUCCAAGAUCUUCAUUUUUGGACUUGAUCAAAUUCAGAUCUAACUGCAAAUUCGUGCUGGAGUUCAUCACUGGAUAUCUUAAAAGAGAGGCAGGACCACACAUUCCAAGAUGGGUAAAAGGAAUAAAGGUUCAGAAACAUAGCAAUGAGACCAAACUUGUCAUUGCAUGGAUAGCCCAAGCUUUCUUGACAAUAUACUGCUUCAGAGGAGGUCAGUUUUAUCAGUAACUAGUGCAUUAUCAGUAACUAGAAUGAUGACAUUUCUACCUUCCCUAAUGAGAAACAGUUGCAAAGAGAAGUAAAACUCGCUGUUAAGUACUUCCUGUGACUUCACUUGAAAUAUUCCAGCUUUGCACAAUGCAAUCCUAUUACAUACACUUUUCCCUAGCUUUCUAUCAGGUUUCCAUGCUGGCUAUUCUCAGAAGUAUUAUAUUACUUUUUUUUGCCCUACUUUCAUAUUUGGCUCAGAUAUACAGAUUGUGUCCUUUGAACCUCCAGCACUUCCAAACAUGAUGUUUUUAUGUGGGCAUCUCCAUGUUAGCAAAUUACCCCUGCAGCUGUGCAUAAGAGCAUUCCAUACUUUGCAUCAGAGAUGUGUGUUGGCUUGGACCGAAAUGUGUAGGUCUUUCUCACAUGAUAUAUCUUUGUUUUCUUCCGUAACAGCAUUGUGAAUAUUUUUGAUGGGUUUUAUAUGCUUAUUAAUGUGGUUAUUUCCUGUUUUUAAAAUAAAAUUAUAGAGCUAAGUA
Messenger RNA from Columba livia (rock pigeon), 4255 nucleotides. Its product is annotated as solute carrier family 2, facilitated glucose transporter member 3. The transcript has 10 exons. The record is from RefSeq and is a predicted model, not a curated record. NCBI's taxonomy places the organism in Eukaryota, Metazoa, Chordata, Aves, Columbiformes, Columbidae. Gene Ontology annotation, biological process: dehydroascorbic acid transport. Bases 255 to 1751 code for a protein of 498 amino acids. Gene Ontology annotation, molecular function: D-glucose transmembrane transporter activity. Gene Ontology annotation, cellular component: plasma membrane.